AUGGCUACCGGAGAAGGAGUAGAAGCGGCCGGAUUCGGACACUUGCGGGAAGAUAUUAUUCAUCGAAUACUGUCUUUCCUCAACGACGAUGACAAGAAGAAAGCCCGUGAUUUAUGGAAGAACGACUGGUCAGUUGCUUAUUAUAGUUACCCGAAAUUGUGGUUUAAUGACCGUGGUUACAGGGGAGAAAACUCUGACUAUGAUGAAUUCCGGCAGGAUAUCGAAAACGCUUUGUUGAGAUACACUUCUGGAGGGAUUUUACUGCCUUAUCAGUUGAGAAUAACCAAACUAUCCCAUCACGAAGAAGACGCAGCUCGCUUGGACAAAUGGCUCAAAUUAGCUGUAGAGAAUGGGGUCAAAGAGUUAGAGCUCCAGCUCUUCCAUCAAUAUCCUGCGGCCUACAUUGUACCGGAUCGCAUUCUUGAAUCUAAAUCUCUAGCAAUGUUGUCCCUCCGAAACUGCGAGUUCCAGAAAAAGUUGAUCAAUGUGCAGAGUUUGUUUCGAAACAUCCACACAUUGAUCUUGGUGCUCGUAUCAAUUGAUGAACCUGUCUUACUUCCUUGA
Oldenlandia corymbosa var. corymbosa is the source of this 564-nucleotide messenger RNA. NCBI's taxonomy places the organism in Eukaryota, Viridiplantae, Streptophyta, Magnoliopsida, Gentianales, Rubiaceae. The record is from the annotation of a GenBank genome assembly.